UCUCCUCAUUCAUCAACAAUUAUCGAAUUAUCUAAAGCUAAAUUAAACCGUCAACAUUUCAUUUUUCGAUAUCCAUUCCCGAGCAAUAUUUGUAACGUCCUGUUCAAAAUCUAAUAAAAUGCAUCUCUUAAAAUUACUUUGGUUGACUAUUUUCACCCUGUAUGGAACAAUUGCCUUGGCCGAAGGUGAAAAAUUGGCAGGACUCGUGAUAUACAACGCGACUCAUAGCUUAUCAGUCGUGAACCUUGAAGAAGCGGAAACCAAUCGAGAACUUGUCGAUAUCUUGAAAACGGCCAACAUGGCGUGCAGCGUAGGGAUCUGGAGAUUUUACCCCAGACCUAACUUUUCCUACGACCUCGGAACCUUCCCCGGUUAUCAAAUCGGCUUCGACGAAAACUACCGAUGUUUCAACAUCGCACCGACCAAUGGAGAUAUCGCCAACAUGUUAUCGUACCGCUCACUCGGACCAAUUUCCACAGACAACAGGUUAGACUUGGAUCAACAAUCGAUAACCUUGUACUCUGGAAAGUACACUUCCGGACAACGUUUGACCUUCACGUCCAGCUCCCAAUAUCCCAUUAUCAACAUUACAAGUACAAUUCGUGCCCAAUCUUUCGUCAUCACGGGUCAACACGACGCCAAUCCUACCACCCCGGAAGACUCUCGGGCCCCCGUCUUUAACAUUUUUUGGGACUUGAACGCCAGCGUGGACGGGAGGUCGUUGUGCGUCCAGUUAAUUAAUCUCAAUCCACAAGAGGAACGAUUCAAAAUGCACAUUCAAAACGAAAUGGAGUACAUUGAUAAGGACGGGAUAACAACGCAAAUUCAGUUUAAUGCCCUCAGAUAUUACACGUACCAAGUUGUCCUUGCAAACCCUAGACUUUGUGCUGAAAGAUUUGACGUGACAGCAUCAACAAUUACCAAACUCUCUUCAUUUACUGAAAUUCUGUAAUCAAUCAAAGCCAUAAGUUAUUUAUCAAUGGCUUGAUGGGGAAAAUACUUUUAAUUGUCAAAUCAAAAUGCACGAUUUUGAGCUUUGUUCUUCACAGGGUCUGCAUUUCCGGGGAUGUGACACCCACAAAAAGGCGAAAAUCUGCAUCGAGAAGACAACGAAGAUGCAUGGUUUGCUAAGAAAUUAUUAGCUUUUUAUUAUCGCACUGUCAAAAUACAUUGUUCUUUUCGAUUUUACAAGAAUAAUGCAUUUUGACAGCGAUAAAAAGCUAAUUUCUUCACAAAACGUAAGACUUUCAUGUAGAUUUUCGUUUUUUUUGUGGGGGUGUAACACCCCCGGAAAUCCAAAGCUUGCAAAGAAAAUGGAGCUUAAAAUACUGUAUUUUGACAAAUGACAGUAUUUUGCCCAUAACACUCAACAACUUCAACUUCGUCUUAUCAAAGUUUUAAUAAAGCAAAUAUAUAACUAUA
This is a messenger RNA of Folsomia candida, 1422 nucleotides long. RefSeq lists its product as uncharacterized. The transcript has 2 exons. Bases 119 to 952 code for a protein of 277 amino acids. The record is from RefSeq and is a predicted model, not a curated record. Lineage: Eukaryota; Metazoa; Arthropoda; Collembola; Entomobryomorpha; Isotomidae.